AUGGGUAGCGGGCAAAGGAGCCGCUGGGCUACAGAAGGCGACUUUGACAAAUGGCGGCCAACGAUCACGAGGUUGUACAUGGAGGAGGGGAAAGUGCUGAGAGAAGCCAUGAAGAUUAUGGAAGAUAAACAUGACUUUCAUGCCACCGCAAAGAUGUAUAAGCAGAGGAUUUUGAAAUGGGGCCUACGCAAGUAUAAUAAGAGAAAAGCAACAGUCCCUCCAUCAUCAAGCGCUCAUGAAGAGCCAAUGGUGGUGUCCAAUGUCCCUCAAUCAAGCACAUUGACUGUGCCCGACACUACAGAAGACAGCAAUGCGGACAUUACAGAGUUGAGCAUUGUUCGCCCAGCAAGAAUUCAUACUAGGCCUGGUGGUGCGAGGAUGCGGCUGAACCCCAAUGCAUCAUCAAUCUACAAACGCCUCAAUACUCCAGAUGACUUUCGACUGCCCGAGGAAGUGAUAUUACUCUCGCAGCAGUUUGGCUUUGGGCUCUUGGAGCAAGGGCACUGGGCGGACAGCAAAACCAUUGGCAACCCAGAGAGUAACCAGUGGUGGGGACGAACACUGCUGGCCUCGCAAUUCCUCGACCUGGGCAAGUACAAGCAGGCCUUCAAGACGUUGAACCAGAGCUUUGAGCAUUUCUCGACGCUGCUGGAGAAGCCGGAUCUGGCCCUGAUCCAAGGAGCGUACCUAGUCGCCCUGCAGCUUGACCACCGCAUCGGCGGCAAGUUCUUGUCGUAUGCAGCCGAGAUGGCGGCCGUCAAGUUGCCGGCGCGGCACCCGCUGCGGAUCAUCUUGUCCAAGCUCCGGGAUGCCGGGACUCUGCAGCUCAGGCGGCACGCCCUCCAGAUACUGGAGAUGUACAACGAGACGCUCGAGGCUCAACUCGGACCGUCAAACUCUGCGGUUCUGCUUCUCUACGAGAACAUGUACGAUACGCUCGACUUUCUGAGCACCGAGAAGGAAAUGAACAUGGUGGGUGAGGGAAUCAUUGAAGGGAGACAGCUGGGCCAGAUUGAGCGGCUCGACGCGGCGGGACUAAUGGCCGAGGCACAGUCUACAAGAUUGGCCCUGAGCUUUACAUACUGGCGAGUGGACAGGGUGGAGGAGGCCGAAAAGCUCAACGACGGGGUCCUGGAAUGGCUCAGAACCCACCCCAAGAGUGAACACUCGAAAAAGAUUGAUUUGUGGGAUAGUUACUACGUGCGAUUUCGGUGCAAGGAGAAGACGGGCACCAAGGACGAAGUUGAAAGAGUCGCGAGGGAGUAUAUCAAUGUUCUAGUGCAGGAGACAGGGUGGGAUAAGAGGAGGACUAUUGCCGCGACUGGGCACCUGCAGAAAUAUUAUAAAGACCACGGAUACAUCGAAGAGGCAAAAGAGCUUGAGAAGGAGGUUGAAGCAGCGUCUAGAUCUGCCGGGCUGUUGGAGUGA
This is a messenger RNA of Pestalotiopsis fici W106-1, 1428 nucleotides long. RefSeq lists its product as uncharacterized. The coding region runs from base 1 to 1428 and encodes 475 amino acids. Gene Ontology annotation, molecular function: protein binding. The record is from RefSeq and is a predicted model, not a curated record. The transcript has 2 exons. NCBI's taxonomy places the organism in Eukaryota, Fungi, Ascomycota, Sordariomycetes, Amphisphaeriales, Sporocadaceae.